Temnothorax curvispinosus is the source of this 1324-nucleotide messenger RNA. RefSeq names its product odorant receptor 9a-like. The record is from RefSeq and is a predicted model, not a curated record. Gene Ontology annotation, cellular component: plasma membrane. Gene Ontology annotation, molecular function: odorant binding; olfactory receptor activity. Gene Ontology annotation, biological process: detection of chemical stimulus involved in sensory perception of smell; sensory perception of smell. The transcript is spliced from 9 exons. Bases 52 to 1263 code for a protein of 403 amino acids. NCBI's taxonomy places the organism in Eukaryota, Metazoa, Arthropoda, Insecta, Hymenoptera, Formicidae.
ACAAGCGUCAUUCUGUUGUCGUCUUUCAAUGGGGAACCAGGACGAAUAAUCAUGCUAGAGAAUUUUCUGCGAGAAUACAAUGUCAACCGGGUAUUUUUGUCGCCCAUAGGCCUUUGGCCGUUUCAAAGAAAAUCCGUGAGAAAUUGUUUGCGAACUUUCUUCUUUCUGCUCGAAAUAAGUUACCUUCCCUUCGAGAUAAUGUUGUUGUACGAUCAUUGGGACAAUCCACAAAUGGUUUUUGAUGCCAGCUACCAACUUGUGAUGUCGAUCUCUUUCGCUGGGCGACAACUGAAUGAGUUUUGGAAUCACGAUAAGUUGCGAUGGUUGUACCAAGCUAUUGACGAGCAUUGGAACAUAUUUACGAACGAUAUGGAAGUUCGAGUCAUGAAAGAUUAUUCCAUGCUGUCACGAAAAUUUACGAAAUAUUACUCGACGUUAAUGUUUAGCAUAAUGUCAAUAUUGACAUUGAUACCAUUAACACCAAUAUUGCUAGACAUCGUGAUGCCUCUUAACGAAUCACGUUCUCGAUUUCUUGCAAUCGAAGUCAGUUACAGGCUGAAUAAAGAUGAUUAUUUUCUACCAAUUUAUUGUUAUACUGCUUUUACAAUUGCGGUGGGUGUAAACGUCGUGAUGGGCGUUGAUGCAAUGCACCUCGCAUGCACCGCUCAUGCAUGUAGUUUAUUUGCCGCUAUCAGUAAACAGGUUGAGAAUAUAAUUUCGAACGCGAAUAAUAAAAAUAAAAUUAGCGUACGUGGACACGGUACAAAUAUGGAACUUAAUCUAUUAAAUGAGGAAAUAAUUUACCGGGAAUACAUAAUAUGUUUAAAGAAACAUCAACUUGCUAUAGAGUUUGUUAAUACAUUGGAGUCAUCAUAUCAAGGGCUUUCACUACUUUUGUUAGCUUUGCUUAUUGGAACUAUAAGUUUGAUUGCAGUUCGAAUCAUUUAUGUGUUAAAUCAAGUAGGGGAAGUGAUAAAAUUCACGUUUAUAUUCACAGCAUGUCUGGUGACUUUGAUGAUUGUAUGUUACUCUGGUCAAAGAAUAAUGGACGAAAGUCAGAGUAUAUUCCAUGGAGCAUAUGCUGCAGAAUGGUACAAAUUCUCGCCUAGAUUAAAAACUUUGUUGAUAAUAACUCUAUACAGAAGUAAUGUUCCGUGUGGGUUGAAGGCGGGUAAUAUGUUUCCAUUAUCUAUCGCAACCUAUGCAGGGGUAAUACGAAUCGCCAUGUCAUAUUUUACAGCGUUUACAUCAUUCAAAGAAUGAUUACUGAAUUUUCAACUAACUCGUCACCGAUAUGUUUUUGUAUGUUUGGCAUACUGUGAUC